CGGCUAUCAAGUUAUGUCUAUUGCAAGUAAAUCAUAUUAUACACGUAUACGCAUAUAUCAUGUAUAUUUUAUUUUGUAUGACGUUCAAAAUGCAUUGAAACUACUUCUAAAAGGUUUAUCGAGGUAGGUAUUAUAUUAUUAAAUUAUAAUACUUAACAAUUUAACAAAACCGGCUUGACAGUAAAACGUGAACAAAUCCAGUAAUAAACUAUUAUUCUCGUAACGGGUAUUAUUCGUUCAAUACACAGCUUAGUAUGUACGAGUAUAAUAUAUAAAUCGUACACGGGAUAAACAAAGAUAUGGUUCCAAACUUCUUAAGCAUAAAUAAUUGUAUACAAUGGUGCGCGUACCGUCUCAUACAGAGAUCAGAGAUAAAUAUAUGUCACCUAGAAAAAAAUCCACUUAUACGACAGUCAACAAUACACACGUUACCGAUAUCAUAAUAUAUCACUGUCAACGUUGUGUCCCCGUGUACAACACCGGACACCCCCUGCACAACCGGAGGCCGUACAUAAUAUACUAUGGGAAAUGUUUACGUGUAGACCUGAAACCUGGCGAGGAUUUUUCAAGGAUGCACUAUCUACCUGUCCUGUGUACAGUGUGUCUUCUGUUUUUUACGAUAAGUCGUGCAAUGAAUAACUCUGAUAUAUGUACGGUACCUACACGAAUGCGUACACAAGAGAGUCCUGUUGCUAUAUCGGGAGCACGACAUAUUGCAGGCGGCGAAGAAAUGGUAAAAAUAUAGGUGUAACGACAAAAUAUGUGGACACGACUACCGACCAUAUAGUAUGUCUAAACCUAAUUCGAUACAUUCGUGGUGAGUAAGUUUACGCGCUGAUAAUAUACCAAUAUAUACCACGUACUUGUUUUCGGUAUUACUAUUGUUGUUAUUAAUA
Rhopalosiphum maidis (corn leaf aphid) is the source of this 896-nucleotide messenger RNA. RefSeq lists its product as uncharacterized. Lineage: Eukaryota; Metazoa; Arthropoda; Insecta; Hemiptera; Aphididae. The coding region runs from base 338 to 745 and encodes 135 amino acids. The transcript has 2 exons. The record is from RefSeq and is a predicted model, not a curated record.